This is a messenger RNA of Diceros bicornis minor, 5866 nucleotides long. It is a transcript of the gene ITGB8, whose product is annotated as integrin subunit beta 8. The coding region runs from base 671 to 2974 and encodes 767 amino acids. The transcript is spliced from 14 exons. Gene Ontology annotation, cellular component: focal adhesion; cell surface; integrin complex. NCBI's taxonomy places the organism in Eukaryota, Metazoa, Chordata, Mammalia, Perissodactyla, Rhinocerotidae. The record is from RefSeq and is a predicted model, not a curated record. Gene Ontology annotation, molecular function: integrin binding. Gene Ontology annotation, biological process: cell migration; cell adhesion mediated by integrin; integrin-mediated signaling pathway.
CGCCUCCCCCGGCCGCUGGCACCCGGAGCUUCCUCCCUCGCCAGCCAGGACGCUGCCGCUUCGAUUUUGCCCGCUGCUCAGCUGACGAGGUUGCAAAGCUGCAACAAAGUGGAGUUGGCCUCCCUGCCCACCUGUGGAAGAAGCUCGCGCUGAUUGAUGCGCCAUCGACUUUUUUCCCCUUCGGCCUCGCCGGCGUCCCCUCCCACAGAUGCAGCAUCACCCAGUGAAUGUACAUUAGGCUGGUUUUUCCCCCCAGCUUCAGGCUUUGUUUGGGUUUGAUUGUGUUUGGCUCUUCGCUAAGCUGAUUUAUGCAGCAGAAGCCCCAUCGGCUGGAGAGAAACAAAAGCUCUUUUCUUUGUCCCAGAGCGGGCUGCAGAGCCUUCGCUCGCGUCGCCGCCCCGGGCCAUUGGCCGUCGGAGGAGGUGCUUCUCGCGGAGAUCGCGGGACCCGCCGUGCUGAGCUGGGAGGGCCGCGGGGGCCCUGACAUGCCGAGCGGUGCCCGGGCCAGCGUACCUGCACCGCUUGCUUCGAGCCGCGGGGUCCGCCUGCCGGGCCUGCGGGAAACGUCCUAGCGACACUUGGCCCGCGGGCCCCGAGGUGCGCCCGGGAGGCGCAAGCGCGCAUCCGGAGAGCAGCCAGGCAGCGGGCGCGGUGCUGGCUGCUUUGCAUUAUGUGCCGCCCGGCCCUGGCUUUUUUUACUGCCGCAUUUGUCUGCCUGCAAAACUGCCGGCCAGGUCCUGCCCCAUUCCUCCGGGCGGCCUGGGUGUUUUCAGUUGCUCUUGGACUGGGCCAAAGUGAAGACAAUAGAUGUACAUCUUCGAAUGCAGCGUCCUGCACCAAGUGCCUUGCACUGGGUCCGGAAUGUGGAUGGUGUGCUCAAGAGGAUUUCAUUUCAGGUGGAUCAAGGAGUGAACGUUGUGAUAGUGUUUCCAAUUUAAUAAGCAAGGGCUGCUCAGUUGAUUCAAUAGAAUACCCAUCUGUGCAUGUAAUACCAAGUGAAAAUGAAAUUAAUACCCAGGUGACACCAGGAGACGUGUUGAUCCAGCUGCGUCCAGGAGCUGAAGCUAAUUUUAUGCUGAAAAUUCAUCCUCUGAAGAAAUAUCCUGUGGAUCUUUAUUAUCUGGUCGAUGUCUCAGCAUCAAUGCACAAUAAUAUUGAAAAAUUAAAUUCCGUUGGAAAUGAUUUAUCUAGAAAAAUGGCAUUUUUCUCCCGUGACUUCCGCCUUGGAUUUGGCUCAUAUGUUGAUAAAACAGUUUCACCAUACAUUAGCAUCCACCCGGAAAGGAUUCAUAAUCAAUGCAGUGACUACAAUUUAGACUGUAUGCCUCCCCAUGGAUACAUCCAUGUGCUGUCUUUGACGGAGAACAUCACUGAGUUUGAAAAAGCAGUACACAGACAGAAGAUCUCUGGAAAUAUAGAUACACCUGAAGGAGGUUUUGAUGCCAUGCUUCAGGCAGCUGUCUGUGAGAGUCAUAUUGGAUGGCGAAAAGAAGCUAAAAGAUUGCUGCUGGUGAUGACAGAUCAGACAUCUCAUCUUGCUCUUGAUAGCAAAUUGGCAGGCAUAGUGGUGCCAAAUGACGGCAACUGCCAUCUGAAAAACAACGUCUACGUCCGAUCAACAAGCAUGGAACAUCCCUCACUAGGCCAACUUUCAGAAAAGUUAAUAGACAACAACAUUAAUGUCAUCUUUGCAGUUCAAGGAAAACAGUUUCAUUGGUAUAAGGACCUUCUACCCCUCUUGCCUGGCACCAUUGCUGGUGAAAUAGAAUCAAAGGCUGCGAACCUCAAUAAUUUGGUAGUAGACGCCUAUCAGAAACUCAUUUCAGAAGUGAAAGUUCAGGUGGAAAACCAGGUAAAAGACGUCUAUUUUAACAUUACUGCCAUCUGUCCAGAUGGGACCAGACAGCCGGGCACAGAUGGAUGCAGAAAUGUGACAAGCAAUGAUGAGGUUCUUUUCAAUGUAACAGUUACAAUGAAAAAAUGUGAUGUCACAGGAGGAAAAAGCUAUGCAAUAAUCAAACCUAUUGGUUUCAAUGAAACCACUAAAAUUCAUAUACACAAAAACUGCAGCUGUCAGUGUGAUGACAGCAGAGGACCUAAAAGAAAAUGCGUAGAUGAAACUUUUCUAGAUGCCAAGUGUUUCCAGUGCGAUGAAAAUAAAUGCCAUUUCGAUGAAGAUCAAUUUCCUUCUGAGAGUUGCAAGUCACACAAGGAUCAACCUGUUUGCAGUGGUCGAGGAGUUUGCAUUUGUGGGAAAUGUUUAUGUCACAAAAUUAAGCUUGGAAAAGUAUAUGGAAAAUACUGUGAAAAGGAUGACUUUUCUUGUCCAUAUCACCAUGGAAAUCUGUGUGCUGGGCAUGGAGAGUGUGAAGCAGGCAGAUGCCAGUGCUUCAGUGGCUGGGAAGGGGAUCGGUGCCAGUGCCCAUCAGCAUCAGCCCAGCACUGCGUCAACCCAAAGGGCCAAGUGUGUAGUGGAAGAGGCACAUGUGUGUGUGGCAGGUGUGAGUGCACCGAUCCCAGGAGCAUUGGCCGCUUCUGUGAACACUGCCCCACAUGUCACACAGCCUGCAGUGAAAACUGGAAUUGUGUGCAAUGCCUUCACCCUCAUAACCUGUCUCAAGCUUUACUUGAUCGGUGUAAAACCUCAUGUGCUCUCAUGGAACAGCAUUAUGCAGACCAAACAUCAGAAUGUUUCUCUAGCCCAAGCUACUUGAGAAUAUUUUUCAUCAUCUUCAUAGUUACAUUCUUGAUUGGGUUGCUUAAAGUCCUUAUCAUUAGACAGGUGAUACUACAAUGGAACAGUAAUAAAAUUAAGUCCUCGGCAGAUUACAGGGUGUCAGCCUCAAAAAAGGACAAGUUGAUUCUGCAAAGUGUUUGCACAAGAGCAGUAACCUACCGACGUGAGAAACCUGAAGAAAUAAAAAUGGAUAUCAGCAAAUUAAAUGCUCAUGAAACUUUCAGGUGCAACUUUUAAAAGAUAAAAAGUACUUAAUGGGAAACUGGAUUUUUAGUAAUUGCUCCUAAAAAUUAUAAUUUUAGAAGUCACAGGAGGAGAGAAAUUGUUCUAGAUCAUGCUGGUUGCUGGUUGUCCACUCGAAUGAAGACUGAUAAGCAUCCUCAUCAUCAUGUGACUCACAUCGCUGCUGAAUUUUUCAGAGAAAAAUGUGUCUUACUACUGUUUGAGACUAGUGUCAUUGUAGCACUUUACUGUAAUAUAUAACUUAUUUAGAUCAGCAUAGAAUGUAGAUCAUCUGAAGAGCACUGAUUACACUUUACAGGUACCUGCCAUUCCUGCGCUUCCCAGAGAGAGACAAUGCUGUGAGAUAGUUUUGGCAUUGUGUCACUACAAGGGUACAAUAAUCCCUGCACCGAACAUGCAGAUGAAAAAAAUAAUAAGGCGGUUAUACUAAUGUUGCCAAACACUUCAACAAUUGGCAGUGAAUAGACAAGAACGGCUAGAUGAAUAAUGGUUAGUGUUCACUCAUUCAGGAGGUGAACAGAUAGAAUCUUAAUCUUGAGGGAUACUGCUUUUGAAACUGUGUAGUUUUAUGCAUGUGUGUUUAUGUUUUCUUCUUUUUACAAGAUGGAUACUAAUACCCACAUUCUCUCCUUUUUGCCUUUAUAUUUUGGUUUUCUUUCUUACAGGAUAAGUUUAUAUGUGUCACAGAUGACUGGAUUACAUAAGUGCUAAGUUACUACUGCCAUAACAAACUAAUAAUACAAUGUCACUUUAUUAGAAUACUGGCUUUAAAAGCUGAAUAUUUAAUAAGGGACACUGUCAAGUAACAUCAAAAUCUGAACAGCUUUGUUGUUUGCAGAUGUGGAGUUUUCUAUCUUUUUACCUGGCAAACUGGAUGGAUUGUUUCACCAUUUCAUUUAUCUAAUCAUCAGGUUGAAAUUAACAAGAUAUUUAGAAACUCUGCCUCAAACAAAGUGCCACACUUUUGAAUGAGUUUUCUCAGAUAUUUUCUCCAAGUUGAUAUCAGCAUUUCUCACAUUAAAAGCUAUAUUAUUUCUGCCCUUCAGUGAAGCCUAAGGACAUUCUUUCCCUGAAUGACCUCAACCCUACUCACCAGAAUUCUAAAAGUAUACAAUUGGAGGAGGAUAGACAAUAUCCUAGAAAUAAGCUAAUUCACCCUUUUAGUUAGUCAGGGAACCGAGGCUCAGAAAGUUUAAAUGAUUUCUCAAAAACCACCCAAGUGAUUAAGUGACAGCAUUUGAAGAGAACUUCUAUCGUCUUAUUGCCAGGCCAGUGUUCAUUGCACAGUAUCAUGCUACCUCUCAAAUCUUCAAAAUGUUCAACUGGCAAGUAUUUUUAAAUGAGAUUUACUGAAGUCUUAAGUAUAUGGGCAUGAGAAAAUUUCAAAGCAAAGCAGAAAAGAGUAAUUCAAACUGAAUCGUCCAUGAUUGGCUUCCCAUCUUUCCUGCUAAUCAGCUUCUAAGAGACUGCAGCACGGCCUAACUACAGGGAAACCCAUUCACACCAUUGCCUGUGUGAACAGCGCUCCCUGGAGUUGUGCAGUGCUCAGCCCAAGAGCUUGAUACUACAGAGGCCAUAAACUUUUAUCUUCCCCAAUGGAAACUUCUUCACAAUUACCAUAUCCCUACAGAUUUAUUCAGUCUGAUUUUAUUGACUAGAAGUCCAACAGUCCUGUGUGCAGUACAGAGCUUUGCCUAUGACAAAAAAGGAAUUUAUUUAAAAUGUCCUUUUAUAAUUAACUUCCCAGAUUUGCUGUCUUCCAGCACUUGAGUUAAUCAAAUUGCUAGAUAUUUACAUUUCAAUGAAGACUAACCCCCACCCCAUAUUCUAUCCUAAAGAGGAUUUAAAAACAUAUAAGUUGUUCUGGAGCCCACAAACCACAGCAGCUCCAUUAGCCAUCCCGGAUAGCUAAGCAAUUAUGAUGCUAAGUUGAACUGUAUGUCCUUCCCCAAAUGAGAGAUUGGGGACAUUGACAUGAUUCAGUACUGUGACUCACUUGUGUAAGAUACCUUUACUCACCAAGGAUAACGUAAAAAUCGUAUUUUGCAGCCUGCCUGUCAUGUACAGCAUCUUUUUUUAAAAGGAAAAUAAAUGGAUACCUGACAGCCCCUCAAAAGGGAAAAGUAAAAAAUAUCCAUUCAUUAAAAUGCUGACAUUUUAAAAAAUGAACAUUACGAUGUUCAGAAACUAAUUUCCACGUGGAAUGAAUUAUCCAAAAGAGCAUAAUAAAAUAAAACCCUUAAAAACCAAGGAUUUAUAUUUUUACACUCUCACUAGGUUGCACUAAUUUAUAAUGGACCAAGGCUGUUAUCUUAGGAAGGGACAAACUUCCUGAUAGGCAGUUCAAUGCUAGAUAAUGAUUGUAGUUAUGCUUGUGAUGUCUUGUUCUUUCUUUUUUUACUUAAAGGUCUAAUUCUCAAAGAUUUUAGAGCUUAUAUUUUACUUGAAUAAUUGAUAUUUUCCUGUAUAAUGGCUUGUGAGAAGAGAAUUAAUAUUUGACUAGUUAGAAUUAAUUAAAAGGUAAGGAGAAACAGGGUAUUCUUAGAUUAAAUAAUUUAUGUAAAUAGAGGCUAUUUUCAACUAAUAUGACCACAGGAGCCUUUUGAGAUUCAUUGAUAUUAAACAUAAGCAAUGAAAUUUUAAAUGGUUAACAAAGUUAAGAACUUGAACACUUUGGUACGACAGUAUUUCUGUGCCCUAAAGUAUGUAAUGAUUUAGAAAUGUGCCAUAUAUACACUACAAUAUAACUUGAGGCAUUUUAUUUCUCUGGAGACAUCUUUACACUGCAGUGUACAUGAAUUUAUAAGCAUUUGAUAUCUUUUUUGGAAAUUUAUUAAUAUUUAUUGUCAUAGAUAUUCUCUGCAAGAUUCAAAAAUUCACUAAAAA